AUGCAUGAUUCAAUCGCCAUCCCUGCCUGCUUCUCCUCCUCAGGCGAGCAGCCAGCACCACCACCACAACAAGCAGCCACCGUGGUGACAAGGUCAGGCCAGUCGGUGUUCAUGUCGGUCUACAAAACCCACCUGGCCGGAAAACCCCGUUUCAUCACAAUCACAUGGUGCAAGAAUCUGCUGCUACAUGGUCUGUCUGUCUCAGUCCAAGCCAGUAGCAGCAGCAGCAGCAAUGGUGGUAGUACUAGUAGUAGGGAUCAUACGGAUGAACAUCAUCAGCAUGAGUGCAAGGUGGAGCUAAAGCCGUGGUCUUUCUGGCGAAAACAUGGAUCGAAACAGUUCAUUGUCGAUGGUAAGUCAGUAGAAGUGGUGUGGGACUUGAAAUCGGUGAAAUUCGAAGGCGAGACAGAGCCGAGAUCGGAUUACUAUGUGGCCAUUGUAUGUGAAGAUGAAGUUGUUCUGCUUCUAGGCGAUCUGAAGAUCGAUGCCUACUUGAGAACCCGGUGCAGGCCUGCACUAAUCGAGCCGGCAUUGGUGUCGAGAAGGGAACAUGUGUUUGGUAAAAAAAGGUUCGUCACGAGGAUGAAGUUCCACCAUGAGAAGAAAGGUUGUUACCAUGAGAUCUGCCUUCAAUGCAACAGCAAUGGUGUGGAUCAUGAGAUGGAGAUCAGAGUGGAUGGGAAGAGGGAGAUUGAAGUGAAGCAUCUGCAGUGGAAGUUCAGAGGGAAUGAGUCGAUGGUUGUGAGCAACAAGGAUAGAGUGGAGGUGUAUUGGGAUGUUCAUGAUUGGUUGUUUGGUUCUGGUCCAAGACAUGGGCUCUUCAUAUUCAAGCCAGUGUCAGGUUCUUGCUCUUCUUCUUCUGAUUAUGAUGGUGAUCAAGAAAUGAGGUUUGAUAGUGGAGGAGGAUCAGUUGGUGAUGGUGAUGAAAGUGGAGGAUCGUCUAGCAAUUUUUGCCUGUUUCUGUAUGCUUGGAAGGUAGAAUGA
This is a messenger RNA of Linum tenue, 984 nucleotides long. The record is from the annotation of a GenBank genome assembly. Lineage: Eukaryota; Viridiplantae; Streptophyta; Magnoliopsida; Malpighiales; Linaceae.